Messenger RNA from Drosophila willistoni, 3111 nucleotides. RefSeq lists its product as uncharacterized. Gene Ontology annotation, molecular function: monocarboxylic acid transmembrane transporter activity. Bases 230 to 2845 code for a protein of 871 amino acids. The transcript has 6 exons. Gene Ontology annotation, biological process: monocarboxylic acid transport; transmembrane transport. The record is from RefSeq and is a predicted model, not a curated record. NCBI's taxonomy places the organism in Eukaryota, Metazoa, Arthropoda, Insecta, Diptera, Drosophilidae.
ACGUGAAUGCCUAAGAGUGUUAGUUAUUGCUGUAAGUGAGACCUCGAAAUAUUAAGCACUGAAUAAUCAACCAACACACCCUAAUGCCGGCAGACAAAAUACUCAGGAUUAUAACAAAAAUAUUAAAUCGGAAAAGCAUCAGAGAAGAUAUACAUUUGGACUACGCACCUUACUAAACUACAACGAAAUUUGUAGUGAACUGUAAGAAAUAUUUUAACAACUUAUUAUCAUGGAUAAUCCAACAAUAAAAAGCAGCAAUCGGAAUCACAACAAUAACAAGCAAACAGGAAAUAGUUAUCAACCUCUGACUCUCACUUCAGCUUCAGUUAAUACUCCGUUGAAUAAGGUCAUUAAACAUGAUCUGUUUCCUGAAGUAACAUUUUGUAAUUUGUCGAUGAACGACUUGCACGAUGAAUAUGGACACAGUCGUAACGCUUUAAAGCAUAGCAUAGUAGCCAUUAAUGUGGAUGCAGAUAAUCAGAAUAGUAGUGCACUGACCUGUCUAAUGAAUGACAGCUAUACUCAUCAGCAAGCGAAAAAUCGGAAACGUUUGAUUUCCAAUGAAUCGGGAGACUCAUCAAUUGAAUCAGGCGCCACGGAAAAAAAAGCUCCACCAAAAAUGCCCGAUGGUGGCUAUGGAUGGGUUGUAGUUUUCGCUUCGCUGGUCGUCUCUCUGAUAGCUGAUGGACUUUCAUUCUCUUUUGGGCUUAUCAACACAGAGCUAUUGGAAUAUUUUGGCGAAUCUGCUUCAAAGACCGCCUGGAUUUCAUCACUUUUUUUUUCUGUACCCCUGCUAAUGGGUCCUAUUUGGUCAAAUUUAGUGGAUAAAUAUGGUUGUCGUCGCAUGACCAUUCUGGGUGGUAUUGUAUCAGCAUUUGGCUUCGCUCUCUCUUCAUUGUGUACUUCAAUUGAAAUGCUAAUGGUUACUUUCGGCCUUAUUUCAGGUUUGGGUCUAGGCAUAGGCUAUGUGACCGCUGUUGUCUCCAUAGCAUUUUGGUUUGAUAAAAAACGAUCAUUUGCCACAGGCAUUGGUGCUUCGGGCACAGGCAUAGGUACUUUUGUAUAUGCCCGUUUGACUCAGUAUCUUAUAGAUUCUUAUGGUUGGCGGGGAGCUAUAUUAAUAUUAGGGGGUACUAUGCUAAAUGCUUGUGUUUGUGGUGCCCUUAUGCGUGAUCCCGAUUGGUUGAUCGAAGAAAACCGAUUGGAGAGUCGUUCACAGAGUGUAACUACAUUCUCCAACUCCAGUGUGUGUCUGGAUGAAAUAAAGAAACUGUUAGACACAGGCUUAACCAAAGAAGCUGUCCUUGAUACGCUGGUGACAAAGAACAAUACUGAAGCAAAUCAGCAGAUUGAAGAUCCAUUGGACAUCGCAAUAAAGCGAUAUCGCAGUGAGAUAUUUUUACCUACCUUUUUAAGUACCCAAGAGCUGGACAGCGUUUGUGAGGUAAAAAGCGAAAGUCGUCGUUCUUUACGUCAUAAGGAGGGUGCUGAAGCUCCAUCACGUGAGAAUUUGUUAUCCACUAAGACCAUGGUGGAAGCACCUUUACCAACAGCAACGGAAAUUGUAUCGUCCAAAAAAAUGUAUCUGGCCUCUAGUGAGACACUAUCGUCGUCUAAGAACCCAUCAGUUAAUGGCGCCACAUCUGUAAAUUUUGAUGAAAGCUUUCUUAUGAAAAAAUUUGACCUCAAUUCUCGCUUUUCACUUAAUGAAAACAUUUUUAUGGCUAAGAAUCGAAUCACAACGUCAAUUGCUGCUAACUUGCGACACAAUUCAGUGGAUAUUUUAAACAACGAUGUGCAUAGUUUUUACAAGGAUGAGGCGUUGUCUUUAGGGGAAAGAAAGUCCAACAUCUCAACAGUUACAAUAGGCAUACCCCAUCAGUUAAAUAAUAGUGAACUGGACAUCCGUCGCGCUCGUCUGAAUAGUAUUACUGGCCUUCGACGUCUAUCAAAAUCAAAAAAACCAAAUCAACACCAUUAUCACUCAAAUCUACGCCGACAAGUUUCUAUACGAAAUUCCAAUUUCCUUAAAGACAUGCGCAUCCAUAGGAAUUCCAUUAACUAUCGGGGUGCCAUGCUGAAUACGCAUCGAUAUCGACUCCGUGCCAGUUCCUGUCCAAAUAUCUAUCGCAAUUCAAUGACAACAAUAGCCAAAGAGGAAGAAGAUACUUGGUAUGAUAACUUUGUUGACACCAUAAAGUCCGCAUUUGACUUCUCACUAUUUUUGGAUUUAAAAUUUGCACUCUUCAAUUUGUCUACAUUAUUUCUAUUUAUUUGGUUCAUCAUACCAUAUCUUUAUUUGCCCGACUACUUGAAACAAUAUGAUUAUGAAGUAAACGUAAGUGCUGUAUUAAUAUCGUCCAUAGGCAUAGCCCAGACAGUUGGUAUGGUUGUUCUUGGGUAUCUGGGUGACUUGGCAUGGAUGAAUAUCAAUAUUUGUUACUCUUUGUGUAUGUUAGUGUGUGGGGCCUCGGUCUUUUUUAUGCCGCUUCUUUUGACGUAUUAUAAUGGCCUAAUGGUAAUGUGUGUCAUCUUUGGCUUUACUUUUGCCAGCUCGUUUUCAUUUACACCCAGCAUAUUAGUCAGCAUUGUGGAUUUAGAUGAUUUCACUUGUGCCUAUGGUUUGGUGUUACUUGUUCAGGGGAUAGGCAUGAUUGCUGGUCCACCUGUAGCUGGUGUUAUAUAUGAAUAUACUGGAAGGUGGGAUGACUCCUUCUACUACGCCGGCAUAUUUAUAGCUCUAUCAGGAGUUUGUUCGUAUAUGAUUGAAUUUUGUGAGACAAAAGCAACUAAGGAAAAUUAUAGUGAUGUGACAGAGACUAAAAAACCACAAAUUUUACCCUAAACACAUUGGGACAACAAAUGUUGAAAUAAAAACUGUAGCGUCUUGUUAAAAAGUUUUGUUCGUCAAAAAUGAAAUUCGCAAAAGAAAGGAGCCUCCAAUAUUGAAAAGAACUUGUUGUUUAAAUCUUUUGCAACUCAUUUUUAUUCGGUGUUACACAUAGUGUGAAUGAUAUUGUUAAACAAAUGCAGUGUAUCACUGCUACGGGUAAUAUUAAACCUUACAAUAAAACUACAAUAAAAUCUAAAAUUAUCGUCACCAUAAAAUAA